UAGGAUAAAAACCGAGAAGCACAGCAGUUAUCACACUUCAUUGUCAAUAUCCUCCGAUGACAAUUGUUUCUAGAGGGAGAUUCAGAACUGGCAACAUACCAUACACAAGGACAAGAAAAGAUCCAGACACAGCCAUGGCCAGAGUAUUGGGAAUGCUGCUCCUCCUGUCAGCUCUCUGCUACUCCCUAGCAGACAAAGUUGAGCUUCGUCACACCAAAAGAGGGACAAGAAACCAUAAAGAGCGGUGUGUGGAUGGCCAGUCGGCUGUGGUGCGUGGUUUUGGGGACACGUGGUUGAGAUGGCGGGGCCAGCUUGUGGAGCGCUGCACCUGUGCAUCACGAGGACGACAGCGCUGUCAUGAUGUGCCAGUCACCACCUGCUAUCAGUCAAGGUGCUACAACGGGGGAACCUGUAAGGCGAUGGUCUACUCCUCUGACUACCUGUGUCAGUGUCCACCAGGCUUCACUGGGGCUCAGUGUGAGAUCAACACCACUGAGAAGUGUGUGGUGGGCCAGGGUAAAGGGUACCGUGGUACGUGGAGUGUCAGUCGAACCGGCUCAGAAUGUAUCAACUGGAACUCCACAGCCCUCAGAGGGAGGACGUUCACAGCUAAGAGACCAGAGGCCAACAGCCUGGGACUGGGAAAUCACAACUACUGCAGGAAUCCAAGCGAUGAUACUAAGCCAUGGUGUCAUGUCUACAAGGGAACCCAGAUAGCCUGGGAGUUCUGUACUCUCUCCAGCUGCCCUGCAGACCAGAGCCCAGCGGAGUGUGUUCAGGGUUCGGGGCAGACGUACAGGGGGACGACAGCCAUCACUAAGAAGGGCUACAGCUGUCUCGCCUGGGACUCACCCCUCAUCACCCACAAGUUCUACAACGCAUGGAGGUCUGAUGCCAGAGAGCUGGGGCUGGGAAGUCACAACUUCUGCAGGAACCCAGACGGUGAUCUCGGCCCCUGGUGUCACGUCUACAGAAACAUGAAGCUGACCUGGGAGCUCUGUAACGUCACCAAAUGCCGGAGGAGACCUACUACCAUCACUACUCUAGGCCCCAGGGCUCCCACCACCAACGGAGGUACCUGUGGACAGCGUGCUGACAAAAAUCACAGUCGCCCCUCCUUCCGUAUCUUGGGAGGGGCCCGGCAGAGUGACAUCACAGAGCAGCCAUGGCAGGCAGCCAUCAACGUGUUCUGGUCCACAUACAAAGCACACAUCUUCCUGUGUGGAGGGGUCCUCAUUGACUCCUGUUGGGUCCUCUCUGCUGCACACUGCUUCGACGAGAGGUUUAAACCAGAGCGUCUGCAAGUGGUUCUGGGUCAGACGUUUCGUAAGAACUCCUCCAGCAGUGACCAGAUCUUUGAGGUGGAGAAGUACUGGACCCACGAGAAAUACAACGAGGAAACCUUUGACAACGACAUUGUCUUGCUGAAGUUGAAGAGUGAUACUGGCCUGUGUGCUGUGAACUCCCCGGCGGUCUUACCCGCCUGUCUGCCUGACCCAGGCCUGGUACUGCCUGACUGGACCGAGUGUGAGAUCUCUGGCUACGGCAAAGAGAAGGAGUUUAAUGCGGUGUACUCUGAGCGGGUGAAGAGGGGUCACGUGAGGUUGUGGCCUCAGGACCGCUGUGUCCCUAAUGUCUUAUCUGGGCGUCUGGUCACCUCCAACAUGCUGUGUGCCGGGGACACCCGGGGUCUGGACGACGCCUGCAAGGGUGACUCUGGCGGUCCUCUCGUCUGUCCCAAGGAUGGGAAGAUGACUCUGAUGGGGCUGAUCAGCUGGGGUGAUGGCUGUGGGAAGAAAGACACACCCGGGGUGUACACACGUGUUACACAAUACACUGAUUGGAUCAGCAGCAAGAAACAGGAAACUAGCCAGUAAACACACACAAACAGUACAUACACCUUGAGAGAACUUGUGAGAAUUCAUCUGACUCCUGUCCAUCAAUCACAAUGCCUUAACCGAGGAAGGGACAACCACUCAAUGCACAAGAGGAACCUCCAGUACUCCAAUACAUUAUGUGUAUGCGUUGUUUCACUCUUGGGCUGAGAGGGAGAAUGCAGUAAGGUCAGAACUCUGAACACUACACCUCCAAAGAGAAUAGACUGUUACUCAGUCCAGCUGAUUCCUGUUCUACCCAGAGCUACAUGUAAAGUAUAUAUUUAGGAAUAUGGCUCUGCUUCCACCACUUCAUAUGCAGCUGAUAGAAUGUUGGACAUGUACUUUGCACAAGGUUCCAUAGGAAUGUAUAUAGCCACUGCAAUUAACAUUUCUCAGUUCAUUUAGAGUUAAUUUUACAUGGGUGGCCUGUGGUUUGAAUUUAAUUUUGCAAUGUUACCCUCCUAACCCCACUAGCACUAACCACAACAAUCUGCUGAAUCAAAGACAGCAGCUACAUUCCAAACUGAAAACUCAACCCAAUCCCUCUGUAUUUGACUCCCUCAGCCCCUAACAGUUCUCAAUAGGCCUAAGAAAUAUGGGAGGAAAAGCCCACCUUCCAGAUGCUUGAAAGGCAUUAAUUAAGGCAUUGAGUUGUUAGAUUGGAAUAUAGCUAAAGCCUGAACACAGCCACCGUUAUCCGUCUCCAUAAGCGUUGGGUUGAGCCCAGCGAUCAUCAUAUCCAGUCUUUUAAAGUUGGAUUUAUGUUGAAAAGGACUGGGAGGUGUAUGUAAUGAAAGCUCUUUCACUGCAAAGCUCUUGGACUCCACCUCCCUAACAUAGUACAGUAUGUGUUCAUGUUUGAGUGAGUGUUCAUAUUAUUUAUCAUAUAUAUAUAUAUAUCCUCUUGGACAGUAAUGUUUUAAUAUUUGUAUUUUACAUGUGUAUUAAGUUAAUAUUUAUGUCUAUUCCUGUUACAGUAUUUUCUACUGUAAUAGUUUAUGCAGUUUUGUUAGUUCAAUGUGUAGAGUUCUGAAAGUUUAAUUUAUUUUUGGGGCUAUCGUAACCUUUUUCUGAGACUUAAACCCAUCUUUUUAAAUAAAUAAUAUUUUUGGUUA
Oncorhynchus masou masou (cherry salmon) is the source of this 2992-nucleotide messenger RNA. RefSeq names its product tissue-type plasminogen activator-like. Lineage: Eukaryota; Metazoa; Chordata; Actinopteri; Salmoniformes; Salmonidae. Gene Ontology annotation, molecular function: serine-type endopeptidase activity. The transcript is spliced from 15 exons. Gene Ontology annotation, biological process: smooth muscle cell migration; plasminogen activation. The record is from RefSeq and is a predicted model, not a curated record. Bases 57 to 1877 code for a protein of 606 amino acids.